UGGCCGGCGUCAGUCGAACGUCUUACCGGUUGAAGACGGACGUGUUGACUUAUUUGUUUAUAAAAAUCGUAUUAAUACUUAAAAAAAACAUUUUAUGCGUGUGUUGUGUUGAGAGUUAUAAUUAGAAUUUAGGAUCAAAUUAAAGAUGUUACGGGUACUAGUAACCAUAUGUCUACUGACCCUUUGCGGGGCGCAGGAAGCCACUGGAGAUCUGGAUGCAGUCAUCAAACAGAUCUUUGGUGAACCCACCACGGCCACGUCGUUACAGCCUUCUACUUUAGUCCCAGGAGUCGCAAAAGCUGUGGACACGAGUUGCAAGACAGAUGACGGCCGUGUUGGUGAAUGCGUGCGGUAUUAUCUUUGCAAUGCCAACAACUCCGUCAUCACUGAUGGUAUCGGCAUCAUCGAUAUACGAGUACGAGAUGGUCCUUGUGCUUCAUACAUGGACACUUGCUGUCUUCCUCCUGACACAAGGGAUGUAAACAACCCAAUAACACCACCCCCUGUCAUCCAACCACAGCGUCAAGGUUGCGGUUGGCGUAACCCAGAUGGCGUUGGCUUCCGUAUCACCGGAGACAAAGAUGGAGAGUCGAAAUUCGGGGAAUUCCCUUGGGCGGUUGCUGUUUUGAAUUCUGACUACGUUGAUCCAAGGAUUGAGCCUGUCAAUGAGAACGAGCCAAAUGGUCAGAAACUCAACGUAUACGUCGGUGGUGGCUCCCUCAUACAUCCCAAUGUGGUGCUAACAGCAGCACAUUACGUCGCAGGGGCGAAGGCUUUGAGAGCCCGAGCUGGUGAAUGGGAUACGCAGACCACUAAGGAGAUAUAUCCAUACCAGGAUCGAGAUGUCGCCAAGAUUGAAGUACACAAAGACUUCAAUAAGGGUAACUUGUUCUAUGAUAUUGCGCUACUCUUCUUGUCGACGCCAAUGGAUUUGGCUCCUAACGUGGGUGUGGCUUGUUUACCCCCGCCUCGUGAACGCGUGCCUGAUGGUACCAGAUGCUUUGCCACCGGCUGGGGUAAAGACAAAUUCGGUAAAGAAGGACGUUAUCAAGUCAUCCUUAAGAAGGUCGAAGUACCGGUAGUCGCUCGAAACACUUGCCAAGAGAAACUCCGUGCGACUCGAUUAGGUCACUUCUUUGAAUUGCACACGUCUUUUAUGUGUGCUGGAGGUGAACCAGGCAAGGAUACUUGCAAGGGCGAUGGUGGGUCACCACUUUCUUGUCCCAUACAGUACGAAACGGACCGUUAUAUGCAGAGUGGAAUAGUAGCUUGGGGUGUCGGUUGCGGUGAGGACGGUACCCCGGGUGUUUAUGUAGACGUAUCAAAUCUACGCAACUGGAUAGACGAUAAAGUCGCUGGAAUGGGCUACGACCCUAAGGUCUACACUAUAUGAGAAAUGAAACAUUUGAUAUGUUAACUCUUUUAUAAUUAAACGUAUUGUUAUAAAUCUA
Messenger RNA from Papilio xuthus (Asian swallowtail), 1451 nucleotides. The record is from RefSeq and is a predicted model, not a curated record. Lineage: Eukaryota; Metazoa; Arthropoda; Insecta; Lepidoptera; Papilionidae.